AUGGCCUCAACCUCGGUCACAAGCGAGCUCCGCUCGCAGUGGACCAACCCAGGAGACGUGAUGUCCCUGCUGAUGCUGGUGGGUGGUGAUAUCGUGCAAAAGGCUUUAGCGCAGCUUGUCGGCGUGCGCCUUCCACGUUUGCUCGGAGGCAUUUAUACUACCCCAGUCGCAUUCUCCUUUGGCUGGGUCGCCUACGCCUUUUCUUCGCUAUCUACUAUCUUCAGCGAUCGCCGGCUCAUGCCUGGUCCCGACACAGACAUACAAGUCAUCAACCUCAGCAAUGGCUAUGUUCGAGAGAAUAACUCCUGGGUUCUGGGACGCCUACUACGCGACUACGAAGGUAGGGUCGCAAAAGCAGACCGCUCGUCUAAUCCCCCGAUGGCGCCAUCUGACUCCACUGGCAAGGUAUCGUUAAAGAUUGAUAUCUUUGUUGCUGGGGCUGCCAACGAUAACGGCCCUGAAAUCGGCAAGUGGUGGUUUGUAUACUGGCUAGUAAUUCUUGUUCAGCAAGUCAUCGCAGCUAUACCUUGGAUUCUGCAUGGCGAUUGGGGUAUUUUCCUCGUGACGGCAUCCGGCACGCUUUUUGCGCUCAUCACCGGAUCGCUGCCGCAAUGGGCUGCAGAGAAGUGGCCGGCCCCUAAGCUGUGGAAGGAGAAAACUGUUGCUCUCACACGGGGCAAUGGUCACCAAUACGUGAUGGUGAUCAAGGGGCACGAAGGCGCUUGGGACCCUGAAGCAAUGGCGUCUGCUCGUCUAAAUAGGCGGCCUGAGACACCUUGGGUGCUAUUGACGCUGGCCGUAUUGUGGUCCCUCUUGCUCAUCACGGUGUCGGGUUUAGGAAGCCAUACGUGGUAUCUUGUCGGCGUAGGUGGAAUAGGCAUGCUGCAGAAUGUCUGGGUCUCGGCAGUGCAAAUCAGUCCUGAAGCUGCCAACCUGGCCCUGGCUGCAUACGAGCCACGGUCAACAAUCACCGGUGAGAAGGUCAUGGAAGACGGCGUCCGAGAUGUGAUGGACGCACUCAUGGAAUUGGAGAGAUGGAUUUCGAAGGCCGGUGUUGCUUUGCUCCCGGUGUUCUUUCCAGGCAGCGUGGAUUAUGAGGAGGGACUCCUCAACUCGAAUCGUGAAAAGAAGUUCUGGAAACGGGCAACUGCCCAGUCGAUGGAUAGAAGACAGGCGUUUGUGUUAGAUUGUGAUCGGUCAUCUUUAUCUGAGAAUGAUGCCCAGUGCAUCAAUUUACCACAGUGGGACCAACAAUCUUCUAGGAUCCUCCACGUGUUCUUAACUGACGAGGGGAAUCAACAUUUGCCAUUGGCUACUAGUUGA
Aspergillus sclerotioniger CBS 115572 is the source of this 1323-nucleotide messenger RNA. RefSeq lists its product as uncharacterized. Bases 1 to 1323 code for a protein of 440 amino acids. The record is from RefSeq and is a predicted model, not a curated record. Lineage: Eukaryota; Fungi; Ascomycota; Eurotiomycetes; Eurotiales; Aspergillaceae. The transcript has 3 exons.